Molecule: messenger RNA, 711 nt
Organism: Amoebophrya sp. A25
Lineage: Eukaryota; Dinophyceae; Syndiniales; Amoebophryaceae
Source: the annotation of a GenBank genome assembly
GGCAACGGCCAGGGCGGCCUUUCUUCGCCUGGGUCGCCGGGUACUCAAGUGCAGCGCCGGCGCCACCGCUGAAGCCCAUCAACUCGUCGCAGGUAAUCGCCUCCAAGGGGGCACACUCAGCCAGGUAGUCCAGCAACGCGUCGCACUUGGUAACGCUCUGAAUCUGUUUGGCUAUCUCGCGCGUGGCUUUGGCUGUUAUGAAAUGGCUACGGUGCUGGUCUUGGUGAGAGCGUUCUGAAGCAGGCGAGUAAGAUUCUGCUAAGCUGUAGCCGGUAAUCAGUGACUUGAUAGGCGUGCGGUUAUGGAUCAGCGAGAAGAGAGAGAAGCCGACCGGUAAAAUGAAACAAAGCCACACGGCAUGCAAAUACCAAGCACAGACAAGACGCCGGCACUAGACUAGUACAAAGAUACCACGCAGGUUCUUGCCAUUGGCCUUCUUCUGAUGGAGUUGAUCAAGGGUCGGGACGAUUCGCAAUCUGAGACGCCAAGGACUGCACACCGAUGCCAUCAGUGAGACGCUCAAUCUCCAAGAUUCUCCGCAGGCCUUCGGCGUUCUUCAGCUGUGCAGCGCCAGCGCUGAUCAAUGGAUCUGCGCAAACCUGCUGAGUACAUCUCGACUCCAAUCGGAAAGAGAAAGCUCAGACAGACACUAGAUGGCUACGCACCGGCAUGCCUCUACUUUAGUAGUGAGCCCAUAGGAGAGACCCAGUG